Molecule: messenger RNA, 231 nt
Organism: Parnassius apollo (apollo)
Lineage: Eukaryota; Metazoa; Arthropoda; Insecta; Lepidoptera; Papilionidae
Source: the annotation of a GenBank genome assembly
AUGUUGAAAACAAGACUUCAGAUAUUGACACAUAGAGUUGUAUCUGUUGGUUCAACACCAAAAACACUCUAUACGCCAUCUAAGAAACCUGAAAGAAAGAAUAGAACUGAGAAAAAGACCUCAGAUCAUGCAGAAAGUAUAGCCAAUACUGAAAUAGAGUGGAGGAAAGAGGAAAUGGCAAAUGAAGAAAGGAAAGCCCGAAACUUAGACCUCGAUGAGACAUUAAUUUAA